Molecule: messenger RNA, 2301 nt
Organism: Closterium sp. NIES-65
Lineage: Eukaryota; Viridiplantae; Streptophyta; Zygnematophyceae; Desmidiales; Closteriaceae
Source: the annotation of a GenBank genome assembly
AUGGAAGGUCUUGGCAUGCAGGGAGGCGGAACAGACAACUAUAGAUGGAGAGUGACCAUAGCAGAGAGGAGAGCAGGAGCGAGUGGGGGGGAGGACGGGAGGGGGUGGGAGGGAGAGCGGGAGGGAGUGAGUGGGGGGGAGAGAGUUGGGGUGAGAGCUCGGAGAGAUGGGGAGGGCGGGAGUGGGGGGAGAGGUGCAGGAGACAGAAGAAGCAGUGCGAGCCUUCUCUCCCUUCUCUCCCUUGCCCUCCCUUCCCUCCCUUCACUCCCUUCCCUCCCUUCUCUCCCUUCCCUCCCUUCCCUCCUUUCUCUCCUUUCCCGCCCUUCUCUCCCCCCUUACCUUCUCUCCCUUCUCUCCCUUCCCUCUCAUCCCUCCCUGCACUCUCCUGUCUCUCCCUGCUCUCUGUUCUCUCCCUUCUCUCCCGUCCCUCCCUUCCCUCCCUUCCCUCCCUCCCCUCCCUUCUCUCCAAUUUCGACCUUCUCUCCCAACCCGCCCAUCUCUCCCCCCCUACCACCCUUCGCAUCGUACCUGGAGAGUGCUGAGAGGCAGCAGCGAGCUGCCAGAUUGCCCUCAUCUACUGCCUCCCGAUUCCUCUUUCCCGCCGGCCGCGUUCCCUCCACCGUCGCCCUGUCGCCCGAUUCACGCUCCCGCCGAAGGGUUCCCCUAUCCUGCCGCCCGAAUCCCCUUCCGCGCCGCCUGAGGGCCCUUUCCCGCACAUUGAUUCCGGUCGGGCCGCCCGACCGCCCCUUCCCGCCGCCAUAUUCCCCUUUCGCGCCGCCGAAUUCGCGUUGCCGCCGCCCGCUUCGCCAAUCCCGCCGCCCGAUUCACUUUUCCCGCCGCCAUACAUGCCUUCCCGCCUCCCUAAUCCCUCUUCCGUCAACCCGCGUACCCUUCCCUCCCGUCUCUCCCUUCUCCCCCUUCUCCCCCUUCUCCCCCGUCCCUCCAUCCCUCCCUUCUCUCCCAUCCCUUCAAUCCCUCCCUUCCUCCCCCGUCUCUCCCUUCCCUCCCUUUCUCCCUGCCCUCCUUCCCUCCCUUCCCUCCCUUCUCUCCCUUCCCUCCCUUCGGUCCCCUCCCUCCAAUCCCUACAAUCCCCUUCUUCUCCCCCCUCUCUCCCUUCCCUCCCCUUCUCCCUGCCCUCCUUCUCUCCCUUCCCUCCCUUCUCUCCCUUCCCUCCCUUUCGUCCCCUCCCUCCAAUCCCUACAAUCCCUCCCUUCUCCCCCCUCUCUCCCUUCACUCCCUCUCUCCCUUCACUCCCUCUCUCCCUUCACUCCCUCUCUCCCUUCACUCCCUCUCUCCCUUCCCUCCCUUCUCUCCCUGUCCAAUCUCUCCUUUCCCUUCCUUCUCACCCGUCCCUGUGAUUCCUUUUCUCCCUUCCCUCUCAUCCCUCGUUGCAAUCUCCUGUCUUUCCCGUCUCUCCCUUGCAUCCCUUCCCUCCCAUCCCUCCCUUCCCUCCCUUCUCUCCAUCUUCUACCCUCUCUCCCUUCCCGCCCAUCUCUCCCCCCCUACCACCCUUUCCCCCCUCCCUUCUCAUCCCGACUUCCUUCUCUCCCGUCAAUCCUUUCCCUCCCUUCUCUCCCGUCCCUCCCUUCCCUCUUGCCCUCCCUUCCCUCCCUUCACUCCCUUCCCUCCCUUCUCUCCCUUCCCUCCCUUCCCUCCUUUCUCUCCUUUCCCGCCCUUCUCUCCCCCCUUACCUUCUCUCCCUUCUCUCCCUUCCCUCUCAUCCCUCCCUGCACUCUCCUGUCUCUCCCUGCUCUCUUCUUCCAUCGUCUUACUUCCCUCCUUACUCUCCCGUCCAUUCAUCCCCUCCUUCCCUCCCUUCGCCCCCUUCUCUCCCUUCCCUCCCUUCACUCCCCUCCCUCCUUUCCCUCCAAUCUCUCCCUUCUCACCCUUCUCUCCCUUCCCUCCCUUCCCUCCGUGCCCUCCGUUCCCUCCCUUGACUCCCUUCCCUCCCUUCCCUCCGUGCCCUCCGUUCCCUCCCUUCCCCGCCUUCCCUCCCUUCCCUCCCUUCCCUCCGUGCCCUCCGUUCCCUCCCUUCACUCCCUUUCCUCUGCGUGUCGCACGCCCUUUCCCCCUCGACUGUCCGCCCUUUCCCCCUCUUUCCUGUUCGCUCGCUCCCUCGAUAGCACUCCCUAUCCCCCUCCUUUCGCACUACCUUGCCCCCACGUUUCGCAAUCCCCUUCCCCCUCGAUAGCACUCCCUAAUCUAUACCCCCCAUGUGUAUCUCUCCCCAGCCCCCAUGUGUAUCUCCCCCCUACCCCAAUGUGUAUCAAUCCCCUGCCCCCAUGUGUAUCUCCCCACUAA